Chrysochloris asiatica (Cape golden mole) is the source of this 611-nucleotide messenger RNA. It is a transcript of the gene NME2, whose product is annotated as NME/NM23 nucleoside diphosphate kinase 2. Lineage: Eukaryota; Metazoa; Chordata; Mammalia; Afrosoricida; Chrysochloridae. The coding region runs from base 153 to 611 and encodes 152 amino acids. The transcript has 5 exons. The record is from RefSeq and is a predicted model, not a curated record. Gene Ontology annotation, molecular function: nucleoside diphosphate kinase activity. Gene Ontology annotation, biological process: CTP biosynthetic process; GTP biosynthetic process; regulation of apoptotic process.
GGUUGGGCGGCUGGGUCCUCCGGGGUGUGGCCGCUCGGCGCUCCGCCCCGCGCCCCUCCUCUGCGCACUGCUGCCGAUUCCGGGGGUCGCUGCACAUCUCUACUCUGCCAGCAGCACACGCGUCCGCCGCUCCCCUGCCAGCUCCCGGGACCAUGGCCAACACGGAGCGCACCUUCAUUGCCAUCAAGCCGGACGGCGUGCAGCGUGGCCUGGUGGGCGACAUCAUCAAGCGCUUUGAACAGAAGGGAUUCCGUCUUGUGGCCAUGAAAUUCAUGAAGGCCUCUGAGGAGCACCUGAAGCAACAUUAUAUUGACCUGAAGGACCGCCCAUUCUUCCCUGGCCUGGUGAAGUACAUGAAUUCAGGACCAGUUGUGGCCAUGGUCUGGGAAGGGUUGAACGUGGUCAAGACAGGUCGAGUGAUGCUUGGGGAGACUAACCCAGCGGAUUCUAAGCCAGGCACCAUUCGUGGAGAUUUCUGUAUUCAGGUUGGCAGGAACAUCAUUCAUGGCAGUGAUUCAGUAAAAAGUGCUGAGAAAGAAAUCAGUCUCUGGUUUAAGCCAGAGGAAUUGGUUGACUACAAGUCUUGUAGCCAUGACUGGAUCUAUGAAUAA